AUGAGCUUUUUUUCUACAUUCGGCCGUAAAAGGCCAGCAACAGUGCCUACUGACCGAAUUAUUCCCCUGCGAUACUGGGAUGACCUGGAUUACUUGCGGUCCCUUUGCCAUGCCUUUACAUUCCGAUUUGACGAUGUCCUAGACACAUUCAAACUCGAGGCAGCACUAGGACGACUGAUGGAAAUCGGAGACUGGGGUCAGAUAGGGGCUCGGCUUCGCCUUAAUAAUCAUGGAAAACUCGAAUAUCAUAUACCAGCACAUUAUGACAAGACGCGCCCAUCAUUUGUUUUCACAACUACGGCAUAUGGCAUGAGCAUCACCGAUCACCCGGUGGGCUCACAGUUGCCUAAAGCUGGCCAAGAUCAGUCUUUCUUGUCACCCUCGUCUGAUUUCUUUACCUCUAUAGUCUGUCACCCAGACAGUCCUAAAGAAUUAGCCGAUUGGAUCUACACAGAUCGUCCACAGCUCCAUAUCCAUGCUGCUCUCUUCCAGGAUGCCACCCUUCUCACGAUUAGCUAUGUACAUACCUUUGCUGAUGCUAUCUCACGGACCAACUUCUUCAACGCUUGGAUAGCUGUUCUUCGUGGCCAAGAAGAAAAAGUGCCAGCCUUUGUCCCCUAUGACCAUGAUCCUCUAUACACAUUAGGCAAAGAAGCCCCCAUACAGAGCUAUAGCAAUAUCGGGCGACUAUUGAGCGGACUCAGUCUUGUGAUCUUUGGGCUUCGCUACAUGUUCGAGAUUCUGUGGUUCCAAAAUCUGGAAGAACACCCGAUCCGCCUGCCGGGGCGGUGCGUAAAUCGAAUGAGGGAAACUGUACUGCAGGAACUAGCUGCCACUGCUCCAAGGGGAGCAGAAAAGCCGUUUGUGAGCGAGGGUGAUGUCGUGGUUGCCUGGUGGACAAGGACGAUGAUCAAAGCAUUGAAACCUGCACCAGACAGAACAAUUAUGGUGAUGAAUGUUUUCAAUGUGUGGAAUCUUUUCCCUGAGUGGUUCCCCCAUGGCGCGGCUGGCCUCGUCGGCAAUUCAUUCUUCUACUCCUACACGCUGCUUGUUGCAAGCAAGAUUCUUCAAGAUAUCAACUUGAAGUAUGUGGCGAUUACGAACCGCAAGGCCCUCGUGGAACACAGAACCAAGCAGCAAGUUGAGGCCAUGACGGCCAUCCAAAGAGGGAAUUUUAUGAGAGCAGCACCUGUGGUCGGGGAUCCGAAAAUGCUCUUCCUGGUCGCUACUAAUCAGCACAAGGCUAGGUACUUUGAAACGGACUGGUCGGCGGCUGUUAUUGCUCCCGGGGUGCCUUUAAGUGGAAGGCCUCAUGCCCUCGGAAGACCAUCGUACAUCAACGAUAUUGAGUAUUGCAGUGGGUACCCAACUCGGAAUAUUGUGAGAAUGAUUGGGAAGGAUGCUGCGGGUGAUUGGCAUUUUUUGUUCAAGACUAGAGCUAGUGCAUGGCAGGUGAUCCAUCAAGAGUUGAUGAAUCUGAUCGAGGCGGACAAGCAGGGUUGA
Messenger RNA from Penicillium griseofulvum, 1503 nucleotides. RefSeq lists its product as uncharacterized. NCBI's taxonomy places the organism in Eukaryota, Fungi, Ascomycota, Eurotiomycetes, Eurotiales, Aspergillaceae. The transcript has 2 exons. The record is from RefSeq and is a predicted model, not a curated record. Bases 1 to 1503 code for a protein of 500 amino acids.